This is a messenger RNA of Boleophthalmus pectinirostris (great blue-spotted mudskipper), 728 nucleotides long. RefSeq names its product DNL-type zinc finger (gene dnlz). Gene Ontology annotation, molecular function: protein-folding chaperone binding; zinc ion binding. Lineage: Eukaryota; Metazoa; Chordata; Actinopteri; Gobiiformes; Gobiidae. Gene Ontology annotation, biological process: protein import into mitochondrial matrix; protein stabilization; protein folding. Bases 64 to 681 code for a protein of 205 amino acids. The record is from RefSeq and is a predicted model, not a curated record. Gene Ontology annotation, cellular component: mitochondrion. The transcript has 3 exons.
UAGUGAUGUCAUCAGACAGCGACAGACUGCUGAAUUCACGCCAAUUGAAGAAAUGUUUAUGGGAUGAGCUCUCUACUUUCUCCAACUUUUACAAUGAUCCGCUCCGCUAUUUUAAGCUCACGGGGAACGCACAAGCUAAUACGUUUAUUGGGGGGAUACAGCUCUGGGUCAGCUCUCCAAAGAUAUUGUAUUUCAAUGUAUAGUUUCACAUCAUCAGUGACUACAAAACAGCAUGCUUCCACUCAACGAGGACGGGUUUUGAAUGUUUUUGUGGGAAAUGACAGAUUUGGACCAACGCUGGACUUCAAUGCCUUCACAACUUGUUCAAGUGAAGGUAGUAACGCUGUUGGAAAAGUCAAAUCAACACAUUAUCAUCUUGUUUACACAUGCAAGGUUUGUUCCUCCAGAUCCACUGAAAAGAUAUCCAAGUUGGCGUACUAUCAUGGAGUAGUGAUUGUGACAUGUCCAGGAUGCAAAAAUCAUCACAUAAUUGCUGAUAACCUCGGCUGGUUCUCUGACCUUGCAGGAAAAAGGAAUAUUGAGGAAAUCCUUGCUGCCAAAGGUGAGACAGUGAAGAGGGUUGAAGGCAGCUCAGCGCUGGAAAUACUAGAGGAUGAAUCUCAGAAAGAUAAAUGCCAAAAUGAUUUACAUAAAAAAAACAAUAACACAACAAAAACAUAAAAUUGUGAGAAUUCUCAUGUGGUAAUAAAUGUUUUUUAAACCAGUAA